UACCUACCUUCAACACUGUAUCCUGGCCAGCAACACCAAAGGAGCUUUCAUCAACAGAGCCUGAAGCACGCAGCCUGACAGACAGAAAGACAGACAGAAUCUGAAUCAAGAAACUUGACAGACAGACAGACAGACAGACAGACAGACAGACAGACAGACAGACAGACAGUCCCUGAAGCAAGCAGACUGACAGACAGACUUUGAAGCAAGCAGCCUGACAGACAGACAGACAGACAGACCCUGAACCAAGAAGCCUGCCAGGACAGAGCCUGGACCAGCCCAACAUACUGACCACAGCACACCACAGCCAAGACCAGCACAGCACAGCAUGCUCGCCCAGCCAAACUCCCAGUCCUGGGAGUCCCAGGCACCUGAGGACAGGAGAGGUCAGGGCCAGCCCGGCCCCUCCACCCACAGCACCCGCGAGCAAGGAGGCCACCUGCACGUGAGCCAGACAGAGAGCCCAUGUGUAUCAGGGGCUACCAGAGAGCAGCACUGCCCUGUGUGUCUGCAAGUGGCCACCUUCCCUGUGGAGACCAACUGUGGACACCUCUUCUGCGCCCCCUGCCUGAUCUCCUACUGGAAGCACGGAUCCUGGUUAGAGGCCAUCAGCUGCCCUCUCUGUCGACAGAAGGUGAGUGUGCUAUGCCACCUGUUCAGUGAGAGCCACUCAGACCGCCAGCAGCGCGAGGUCCUGGGUCACAUCACGGACUACAACAAGCGCUACUCUGGAGCCCCACGCAGGGUUGCAGACUACCUGUACGACACGCCCUUGUUCCUGCACCUGCUGCUUCGUGGCUUGGGUAACAUCGGGGGCUUGGUGUGGCUAUUCCUGCUUCGAGUGGCCGUGUGCUGCUUUGGGGCCGCUGUGUCCUUAGCCUCGCCUCUAGAGGGCGCCGCUGGGCCAUUCUGUGGAGCGCUGGGCCUCAUCGAUGACCUGGUUGUGGUCUUCCUCCUCCUCAUCUGUGUUAUCAACAUCAACCAGCAGAUGGCGCCAGAUGCUAACACCAGGAACCGAACAGAAGCACACGGUGUGCUGACUAACAGCUUAUAGUCACAGAAAAGACUGUUAAAAUGUUUUUGUUUUUAAAUUUUGAAUACAGCCCAAUGAACUAGCGUUCAAGUGGCUGUGUAUUGUAGUACUGCACAAUGUGCAUAACUGGCUCGGCAGGCUUGAUCUAUGCCAGUAUUGCGAGUGUUUACCUGCAGGCCCGCUGACAGCUUUCGCUGGGCCCAGGACAAAGUAAUCUUAAAGGGCCCCCUACACAAAACAUACAAUGUAAUGGGGACCCAAUUCUGGACCCCCAUCACCCUGGGCCCGGGACAAGAUAUCGCUUUGCCCCCCCUGUCGGUGGGCCUGUUUACGUGUUGUGUGUAUGGACUGUUGUUUCGCAUUACGCCAUCGCUGAGCGCAAUACCUCCUGGUGAGUGCAUAGCCUCAAAUAAUUGCACUACCAACGGAGAGAAUAAACUUGAAGAGCUGAAGGAAGGAGAGUGUCUGGAAGGAAGAACCAACAUUAUAAGUAUUAGGCCCGCUGUACUCCCAACAAGAGUUGCCUUUGUUGUUUACAGACACUUCACUUGGUAUUCAGUUUCAACAAUCAGACAAGCUGGCGGUAAUUGCUUCAUCUGUUUCCAACACAUCCCAUAAAGAUAGCUCCAUUUUAUGAUUCAGUUAACUGUGAUCUGUACACCUUGCAUGCAGACGUGCCAUGAGAUUUUAAAAAAAUCUCAUUUAAUGUCAUUCCAAGACAUUUAUCUACUUGUAAAAUCCUAAUGUGACCAAGUGAAAUGUUAUUAUUACGAUUAAUGGUAUUGAAUUGUGAUAUUGUAAAUAAGAUAAUAUUGACCACGUAUCUAUGUAAAUAUGUACAGUUGAAAUAA
Engraulis encrasicolus (European anchovy) is the source of this 1884-nucleotide messenger RNA. Its product is annotated as RING-HC_RNF170 domain-containing protein. Bases 329 to 1054 code for a protein of 241 amino acids. Gene Ontology annotation, molecular function: ubiquitin protein ligase activity. The transcript is spliced from 6 exons. The record is from RefSeq and is a predicted model, not a curated record. Lineage: Eukaryota; Metazoa; Chordata; Actinopteri; Clupeiformes; Engraulidae.